GACUGUGCUCCAUGCUUGUAAUUGCUACAAAUAAAAAAUAUAUUAUUAUUAAAUAUAUUUGUCUCCGAAGCCUUUUUUGAAGCCACAUUUCUUGUCCUUUUGGUUUCGACGUUUCGUCCACUUUAUCAGAAAAACAGUAACCUGAUAGAUUAUAAUAUCAACUUUCCUAUAUGAUAUAAUAAUAAUAAUCUUAAUAAUAAUAAUAAUAUAGAUAAUUUGCUAUUUAUUAUAUAUCUUCUAUACUAAUCAUAAUGAUGAUAUAAGCGAUUGCACUCUACAUUAUGUUACAUAAAAAUUUUUAAUUUAUGGAGAAUUUAAUUGAAUUAUUUAUAAUUUUAUAAGAAAAGUUUCUAGCAGUAGCGUAUACAAAAUGAUGAAAAAGUGCGAAGUCUUUCUAUCAAAAGAUAAUUUUGCCAAUCCAACAUGGCAGAUGUACCUAGCGAAGCUCCUGAACGUAAAUAUAUAUUGUCCUGGGACGCAAAGCGAGAGUGCUGGCAAAGCUUCAGCAUGCGCAGGGUGUCCGAAUCAAUCACUGUGCUCGUCUGGAGCUGCCAAGCAGCCAGAUCCUGGCAUUGCGCUCGUGAAGGAAAGACUUUCCUUGGUGCGGAACAAGCUGCUGGUGCUUUCGGGUAAGGGAGGUGUAGGCAAGAGUACCGUGACAUCGUUGCUAUCCAGGUGCAUCGCGACAAAUAAUCCUGAUAAAAAUGUUGGAGUACUAGACAUUGACAUUUGUGGACCAUCGCAGCCAAGGGUACUUGGAGCGCUUGGUGAGCAGGUUCACCAAAGUGGAUCGGGAUGGUCGCCUGUGUAUAUCGAGGAUAACUUGUCGUUGAUGUCGAUUGGAUUUUUGCUCGGCAGUCCGAGUGAUGCGGUAAUAUGGAGGGGACCAAAGAAGAACGGUAUGAUCAGGCAAUUCCUGUCGGAAGUCGAUUGGGGUAGCCUGGAUUAUCUUGUAUUGGACACACCGCCCGGCACAUCGGAUGAACACCUGUCAGCUACCUCGUACCUCAAAGACGCAGGUGUUACGGGCGCCGUAAUUGUCACAACGCCGCCGCAGGUCGCUCUCUUGGAUGUCAGGAAGGAAAUAGACUUCUGCAGGAAAGUGAACAUUCCAAUCUUGGGCGUGAUUGAGAAUAUGACUAUGUUCGUAUGCCCCAAGUGCAAGAAUACCGCGGAAAUAUUUCCAGCUUCGACCGGUGGUGCGCAGGCGAUGUCGAAAGAGCUGAACGUGGAGUUCUUAGGCUCGAUACCUCUAGAUCCGUUGCUGGCCAGGUGCUGCGACGAGGGUAAAAGUUUUCUCACGGAGAUGCCAGAUUCGCCAACCGUGGACUUCCUAAAUAAGAUUUGCAAACGCAUCGUUCAAAAGUGUGAAGAGGAAAAGGAAAACUGUCCUAACAAUUCCAUACAAAAUACGUAAACGUACUUUUGUACAAAAAUCCAAGUGUAAAUGUACUCGUUAUCGUUAAUUAAAAUUUGCAAGAUUUAUUUCGUUUUAUAUUCGCAACUUUUCAAUGGGUAAUCUUGCGGCUGCUUUAAUCCACAUAAUUUGCAGACUCGAUACAAGUGCGACAGCAUAUAAUAAACGUUUGAUACGUGCUUUGUUACAUGCUAAUUAGACGUCUGGAAGCACUUUCUGUUUAUCGUGUAACGAGCGAUAAGGUAAAAAAUUCGAUAAAGUGCAACAAAUGAUGUUUUAACUUGCGGACUGGUAGCGAUAAUAAGCAUAUAGCAGCGCACACGAACGGUGUGGGCGCUAAUGUGAUUGAUACUGGAAAAAAUACAAAACGUCAAUUAUUUAUU
Ooceraea biroi (clonal raider ant) is the source of this 1800-nucleotide messenger RNA. RefSeq names its product NUBP iron-sulfur cluster assembly factor 1 (gene Nubp1). The record is from RefSeq and is a predicted model, not a curated record. Gene Ontology annotation, biological process: iron-sulfur cluster assembly. Gene Ontology annotation, cellular component: cytosol. NCBI's taxonomy places the organism in Eukaryota, Metazoa, Arthropoda, Insecta, Hymenoptera, Formicidae. Gene Ontology annotation, molecular function: ATP-dependent FeS chaperone activity; ATP binding; 4 iron, 4 sulfur cluster binding.